Topomyia yanbarensis is the source of this 1094-nucleotide messenger RNA. RefSeq lists its product as uncharacterized. The transcript has 5 exons. Lineage: Eukaryota; Metazoa; Arthropoda; Insecta; Diptera; Culicidae. The record is from RefSeq and is a predicted model, not a curated record. Bases 90 to 1094 code for a protein of 334 amino acids.
CCAUUUAGAUUUUUUUUAAGAAAUUUAGAACUUAAUCUUUCACGGAAUCUUUUUGGUCUUUUUCGGAGUAACGAACCAAUGAUCUCUAAAUGCGCAGGUAUCCUUCUGUUGAUCAACAGCAUGCGGCAGCUGUUCAAAUCGUAAAAUUAUUUCCACAACUUAGUAAUACGCGAGUCACACCAACUGCUCCUGAUGAGUCAUUUUUCUUUUGGCGCAACGGAGGCAAGGAAAAGGGUGCUCAUACUGGCAUGAUAUUUCAUCGCAUCCGGAAUGUCAUCAAACAGCUACCUGCAGAAAAACAUAAAUAUAAUCGAGGAACUAUGCCUGUAGAAGAGUCCGUUUCAACUGAACUUGUAGAGCGGGCUCAAUUGCUCCGAGUAAUGCUUGCAUCGGCAUCAGUAGCAGAACAUAUUUGUGAUGAAAUGGACCGAUGCUUUCCAGUCCUCAAACUGUUAUUAAAAGAAAAGAAACCCGUUAAUGAUAUCUUGGAUAUGUUUCCACACCUGUGUUCAUAUGAAGGAUUGGUGAUUCGUCAAAUGUUUGAGAGAUUGUAUCCUAACAGAACAGAAGGUCUCAAAAUCGAGGAUGUCUUCUCUCAGUGUCUAUCUUAUUCACCGUCCAGAUUCUCUAGAGUAGAAGAUGAUCACAUUCGAGGAUGCUUGAGAAUAAUUUCUCAUAUGCCAAUUCGCGGACAAAAAAGAACGCUGGUAGGCUGUCCAACUGUAGGCGAAGAACAUUCGGCUUCAAUUUUAAUUCGUUGGAUUGGGGAGUGCUUAGAUACAUACGUGGCAUCCCCCGCAACUGAUUCCAAACUACACAUGGUGUGCGUAGCAAGCCCGAUGAAAAGAGGAAAUUAUGCCGUCAUUUGUGAGAAAAAAGUUAUAUUCGAGACUAACAAUUCUAUUCAUGCAGUGGAAAUUUUAUUCAAAUGCCACGCAGUUCUCGGAGUGGAGGUGCCACCUAAUUUUAGAAUGUUUUGGGACUUUCUGGCAUGUGCCAUAUAUAAUAUAAUUCCGCACAGUCAGAGGACAACUGUGAAUAGACUCGUCCAAACUUUUAUUGAAGUUUCCUGCGCACGUAUUGACAACAAAUAA